This is a messenger RNA of Maniola jurtina (meadow brown), 3297 nucleotides long. RefSeq names its product transmembrane channel-like protein 7. The transcript is spliced from 7 exons. Lineage: Eukaryota; Metazoa; Arthropoda; Insecta; Lepidoptera; Nymphalidae. Gene Ontology annotation, cellular component: plasma membrane. The record is from RefSeq and is a predicted model, not a curated record. Gene Ontology annotation, molecular function: mechanosensitive monoatomic ion channel activity. Bases 683 to 3064 code for a protein of 793 amino acids.
AGGCAGUUGUCGUUUUUUAAGGGUUAUCUAAGGAAAUUACAUUGACUGCGGCCCCGAUAUCAUCUAAUUUCCAUAGGAAAACAGAUUACCGGCGAAUCGUAAGCCGUUGGCAGUUCUUUUAAAAUAGAAUUGCUGCUAAGAACUAAAUUAACUUUAAACAAAAUAAACGAAAAUAUAAAUAAAUAAAAAAAAACAACGUUCGAAAAAAGAACAUUUUCCAGACAACAAUGAACUCAUGACAGCUCACCGCUAUUCGUCGAAAUAGGAACAUGCGUUCCGAAACAGACAUUUCAACAUCUCAUUUUAAAAUUAAAUGUGGACUUAAAAAAAUGGCGAGAGGAUAAAUAGGAAAUAGUGAGACUAUUAUAAAGAACGUGAUUAUUUAUUUAGCUAAGUUAAGUAUUUAUGUAAUGUUUUAGCCUUUUAUUAUGCUUAAUUUGUGUUUCAAAAGCUCUUUUUAAAAAAUUUCAUGUUUAUGUUUCCGAACGUAUCGUACCACUCCUUGUGGAUUAUUUUGGUCAGUCUGCGAAACUGCUUGGUCUUAUUAGAAAAUUAAAUGGGGAGAAAAGCUGGAGGAUAAAUCCGAGAAAUGAUGUGUUUUAUUUGUGAAAGAACUUUAAUAUGACGGAAGGAAAAUAGCAGAUAAAUUGUUCUACAUCAUUGGGAUAAAAUGACAUAAACAAUGUCAGGGGGUAAUUCGAAGAACAAGGCACGCUCGAAGCGGCAGGAGGGCUGGGAGGAGGCCGGGGGGGAGUUCUACCAGGAGCUGUACCCUGGCGGAGAGCAGGAGCUGUUCGACAACCUGCAGAGAGCUGACGCUGCCAAGCUGGCCACUUUGCUGCCAUCCAAGCAGGCUAGGAACACGACGACGGUGAAGCGAGCCCGCUCCCAGAAUGAACGAAGGCAGUCGACGUACGCGCGGACCACGCAAAGCAGGGACAUACACCUCUCCAUGUUACCAGAUCUUUCAGAGAAUCUGUCAAAUGAAGAGAGGACAUGGGAAGAGAUUAUGCAGAUCAAAGCGAUGCCGGUGCCUAUGAACCAGAAGCGAGAUAUCAAAGCCAGAUUGCAGAACGCAACAAAACUCCGCCUACAAGGUUUAGAACAGCUACAAUGGCGACAACGCAAAGUAUGGCAUCGGUUCAGCAUACGAUUCACAGAAAUCGUCGGCAAAUUGGAACUAUGGCAAUCAUCUUUAAGGGAAAUCGAGGGAAAAUUUGGUACAGGCGUGGUCGCAUACUUCCUAUUCCUAAGAUGGCUGCUUUUCCUAAACUUUGGCAUAUCCAUUUUCGUGAUAGUUUUUUUGAUUGUACCCACAGUUUUACUUGUCGAAGUUGAUUACGAAUGUGACGAUUUCGCCGAGAAUUCCACAAUAUGUUGUUCCCAAGCGUAUUUAAGGCGGAAUUUGACGGAAUUUAAUGUAGUUCUAUCCUUCAUUCAAGGUACAGGUUGGUUGGAAAGAACUAUUCUAUUCUAUGGCGUUUAUACUGAUCAAUUGUAUACGUAUUUUAUUAAAACAUUCUGGCAAACUGAGUUCUUUUACAACAUGCCGUUAGCUUAUAUACUGGUUCCGAUUUCUUGGGCAUUAUUUUCUUUAAUAGCUAUAGUUAAAACAGCUGCUAAAGGUUUCAAAGAAAGGUUGGUCGAGAGUGAAGGGCAAUUUUAUAUGUAUUGUAACCUUGUUUUUGGGGGGUGGGAUUUUUGCAUCCAGAAUGACAAAUCCGCGAAAAUUAAACACAAGGCGUUGUACAACGAAAUUAAGGGUUGUUUAGAAGAGGAACGGUUUAAAGAAGAAAAGCAAUUGAGGACCAGAGAAAGCCAGAUUUUGAUGCAUCUCAAACGACUAUUAAUACACUUAGUGGUAUUCAUUAUUCUCAUAGCGUCGGGGAUACUAAUUUACGUGAUUUUCAACUAUUCCAUGGAUAAACUGAACGAAGAACAGAAUUCUCAUAAUGUUGUCAGUGAAUUUAUUAAUGAAACAGAACAGUCAGCUCUAAGACAGUAUAAUGUAAGCGAAUAUUCGUUUGGACAAUUGCAAAGCACUUUGCUUGAAUUCCUACCAUUUAUAACCAUAGUUGUAUUGAAUAUAAUCGUCCCAGAAGUUUUCAGUUAUCUAAUAAAAUUUGAAAGCUACAUGCCAGCUAAUACAAUUAUAAUAACAUUGCUACGAACAGUUUUGUUAAGACUUUCAUCGUUAGCAGUUCUGUUAAGUCAAAUUUACAUACAGAUAACGGAUCCAGAGAGAAUUAAAUGCGCUAGUUUUUACGAAGAAUUUCGAUUGGAAUGCUGGGAGACGUAUGUUGGCCAACAGUUAUAUAAGUUGAUUUUGACUGAUUUUGCAUUGCAAAUAGUCAUGACAUUCAUAAUAAAUUUGCCACGAGCGUUUAUAGCUAGACACAGCAACAGUAGGUGUCUUAAAAUCAUCGGCACACAAGACUUUUACCUUCCCAAACAUGUUUUGGACAUAGUUUACAUACAAACCAUAAUAUGGAUGGGUUCGUUUUUCUGUCCGUUCCUACCGAUAAUUGGGACGAUUUUCUGUUUUUUGAUAUUCUAUAUCAAAAAGUUUGCCUGUCUAACCAAUUGCACGCCUUCUCCUAUAGUUUACAAAGCUUCUAAAUCCAAAUCGUUGUUUAUGUCUGUGUUGCUGCUUGGGUUUGUGAUAUCAAUAAUUCCUGUGGCUUAUUCAGUGGCGGAGAUCACGCCGUCUUGGAAUUGUGGGCCGUUCAGAGGUUUUGAUACGGUUUGGGAGUUUGUGGUUGAAACUUUCGAUGGAUUCCCGUACUUUAUUCGCGAAAUCGUAUUUUUAUUUGGGACCUCUACAUUUGCUGUCCCUGCGUUUGCAUUUUUACUAUUCUUUUUGUAUUAUUAUUGGGCCGUGGCUGCCGCAAACCGACAUAUGGUUGAAGUUUUGAAGAAUCAACUAGUUUUGGAAGGGCACGACAAACAGUUUCUGUUGAACAGACUAAGUGCGUUUAUUCGGCAGCAUCAGAAGCGCUGUGAGAGAAGAAACAGGGCUAGCUUUGCUGAUGAUGACUCUUCUAUACAGCAUAGUUCUAGAUAAAAUAGAUAGUAAAACCUAGACUAGCCUGUUUAAUCAAGGUUUAGACUAAUAACCAGCCCUUAAAUUAAAAUUUGAAAUAUACUGGUGGUAAAUCAUCAAACAGUGUGGUAUAAGUGACUGAUAAAAAUUAUUUCUAUUAUAUUCGCAAAGUUUUUUAGGGUUCCGUACCUCAAAAAGAAAAACGGAACCCUUAUAGGAUCACUUUGUUGUCUGUCUGUCUGUCCGUCCAUCCG